AUGGAUGAGAAUGGGGAAAAACUAAAAUUAGCUGAUUUGUGGAACCUACCACAAGGGCAACGAGUUGUUGUAGAUUGUAAUACUCAAGGGCAACCUAUCGGAAAUGAAGGUGGAUUGUUGGCUCAAUUUUUGGGAACAAUAGCAAGAAAUGGAGGAAUAUGCACUUUAAGUUAUAAAGAUUGGAGAUAUGUUCAAAAGGAUGCUAACGAUGAUAUAAUAGCACAAGUGAAGGAAAAGUUUCUAUAUCCAGUCAGAAUCGAGAAGUGGAUCAUGAAGUCAACUGGAAGAAAGUGGAGGGAUUAUAAGUGCGAUCUUAAGGCUGCGCACUUUGAUGAACAUGCUAGCCUGAAGGAGUUAUAUAAGAAAGUACCUGAAGAUGUGAUUAAGGAUCAAUGGAUUUAUCUUGUAGACUUUUGGACAUCAGAUGAAGGAAAGUUACGCAGCUCAAGAACUCACACUGCAGGAACAAAGAGUUUUGCUCGUGUUGCAGAGGAAAUGAGGAAAUAUGAUCCACAAAAGAAAGAGCCUCAACAUGUUGAAGUUUAUUUGAAAACUCACGUGUAUAAGGAUAGAACAUUCAUGGAUAGAAAAACAGCGAAUGAUUUGAAGAAAAAGCUAAUUGAAACUUCGGAGGGAUCAACAUCACAACGAAAAAUUGCAUGGCAAGGUGAUCCUUACUCUGAAAUCAUAGGAAAAGACAAGCGCGGAUAUGUGCGUGGUGUAGGAAUGGGUCCUACGCCUAAAGAUAUUUUAAACUCAUCUUGUUUGCGUCGAUUUGAGGGUUUAAGGAUGACAAAUUUUGACGAGACAAUAGUUGAAGAAAACAUACGUCAAAUGAAGGAGCAAAUGGAGCGAUUGAAGAUGCAAGUACAAGACCAAAACAAAAUUAUCUUAGACCAAAACAAAUCUAUUGCUGAGUUGAAAUAUAUGGUGCAAUACUUGGCAAAUAAUCAACCAAUGCAGCUCUUAAUGCCAGUUGAACCGAAUAUCCAAGACAUAGGUGGUAUUGAAAAAUUUUCGAAAAGAAAUACUUCAGGUUCGGCUAACUUUGGUACUAACUCAAAGCUUAAAAGGCCUAUGCGCUCUAAGGAAAUUAUUUCAGACGCAUCUAGCGCUCGUAAUAUUCAUCCACAACCUCAUUGCCCUUUAGGUUCAACAUCUUAAUUGCCGAGCUCACUACGACUGGAUCUAAUAUGAUAUUAUUAGCUUUUGUUUUCAUUUCUCUUUCUCUUGGGUUGAAAAGCUAGAAAUUGUUGGUACUGUGAUUUAGUGACUAAAUACUCGCUUAAAGAUAUAUGGAUACUAUCUUGAGACAUU
Messenger RNA from Ananas comosus (pineapple), 1317 nucleotides. RefSeq lists its product as uncharacterized. The transcript has 9 exons. The record is from RefSeq and is a predicted model, not a curated record. The coding region runs from base 1 to 1164 and encodes 387 amino acids. Lineage: Eukaryota; Viridiplantae; Streptophyta; Magnoliopsida; Poales; Bromeliaceae.